This is a messenger RNA of Drosophila persimilis, 1101 nucleotides long. Its product is annotated as zinc finger Ran-binding domain-containing protein 2. The transcript is spliced from 3 exons. Gene Ontology annotation, molecular function: lipopolysaccharide binding; RNA binding. Lineage: Eukaryota; Metazoa; Arthropoda; Insecta; Diptera; Drosophilidae. The record is from RefSeq and is a predicted model, not a curated record. The coding region runs from base 110 to 964 and encodes 284 amino acids. Gene Ontology annotation, biological process: RNA processing.
AUUCGUAUACAGAAAUAAUUGUAUAAAAGUCGUUUAAAUGCUUCAGCUCAGGCUAAGAGGGUUCUCCGAGCAGUAAGUGGCAUUAGAGAGGCUACAAUCGAGCUUAGAUAUGUCCACCAAUUCCAAUGGGAGUGGCGGAGCAGCGGGCGGCACCAGCAGCAGCGGCGGCGUCGUCUCGCCUGGUGAUUGGAUUUGCCCAGAUUAUGACUGUCGGCAUCUGAAUUUCGCGCGCCGCACGCAAUGCAAUAAGUGCAAUCACGACCGUGAUAGCAUUGAUAAGCCAGAGCGCGACCGUGACCGGGGCAAUGGCAGUAGCAGCAGCAGCAGCAGCUCCAGCAAGAAGAAGCUGGGCACCGAGAUCGGCAAAGCGGCAGCGGACAAGUCGCGAGGGCUCUUCAGCGCCGAGGACUGGCAGUGCGCCAAGUGUGCAAACGUGAACUGGGCCAGGCGGCAGACCUGCAACAUGUGUAAUUCGCCCAAGUUUACGGACUCGGAGGAGCGAACUGGCUUUGGCGGUGGCUAUAAUGAUCGCGGAGUUGUAGAGUACAAGGAACGCCAGGAGUCGGACAGCGAGUACGAUGAGUUUGGGCGGCGUAAGAAGCGGAAGAGCUAUGAAGAGCGCGAUGGGUCUAAGCGAGCAAGGAGGGCCAGUGACGCUGGGGAGGAUGAGGAAGAGGACGACGAUGAUGAUGAUGGGGAUCUGUCCAAGUACGAUCUAUGGGGUGACAAUGAAGUAACCUCAUCCGAAGUCAAUAACAAGGAGCCGACGGGCAAUGGCAGAGACAUCAAGGAGGGCAAGCGGACCUCACGCGAUUCCCCAUCGUCCGUAUCAUCCUCGUCCUCGUCUAGCUCGUCCAGCUCAAGCGACUCGUCAUCGUCGUCGUCAUCCUCGAGCAGCUCGACCAGCAGUGGGUCCACCAGUAGGCGUGGCAAGAAGAGCACAGCAUCGCCCAGCAGACGUUAGCUAAAUUUUAUUGCGUUUCUCUUCACUUCUUUCCGAGGGGAUAUUUAUUUGUUUAUUUAUUUACGUUACAUACUCUGCGCUGCCCCCGAUCAUGACAUGCUAAAUAAGGUCAAAUUUAUUCUAAAAAUUAUAAUAAA